GCCAUAGCGGUGGGCAGAGCGAGCUCAGGUCGGCAGAGGGAGACGAAAGCGGCCAUGGCGUACGGCGGCCUUGCGGUGCCUAUCAUCGUCAUGAGCGUUUUCUGGGGGGUGGUCGGCUGUGUCUUGCCGUGGCUUGUGCCCAAGGGGCCUAACCGGGGUGUUAUCAACACAAUGCUGGUGACAUGUGCUGUCUGCUGCUACCUCUUCUGGCUGAUUGCAAUCCUGGCUCAGCUGAACCCUCUCUUUGGGCCACAGUUAGAAAGCCAUGUAAUCUUAUAUCUAAAGGAACACUGGCCGUAAUGAUGCACUCUACUAUGGCAGUUUGUGACCUAGCACAUCACUUCCUGGCAAGUAACAAUCUUGAUUUGGAAGAGCCUGGCAUUAAUAACCAGGAGAUUGGAAUUGGAAUUAACUCAGGCAGGAUCUUAGUUUUGUUAGUUAAAAGUGGUGUUCUGGCACUAGGUAUUCAGUUUCCAUUUUCUAAUCCCCACUUUUUAAUAUAUAGCUAAUGUCAGGGGCUUCUAGCUGACUCUUUGCUUAUAUUGAUUUAUUACUGCAUUUGUCACAAUUCAACCAGGGCUUAGUGGGCUUGUUGAAAAUACCCAGUUUUUUAAGAUCCAAAAGUAUCCUCUUCAAUGGUUAAUAAAGAUGAACCACUUUAUAACAGCUGUGAUGCCUUGCAUAUUAACCUUUUCUCUCAAGAAUCUGAUUGUUAAAUUGUUGACUUGUGAAUUAAAAUGCCUCUGAAAGAGACUAAACUGCUUUUUGCU
Molecule: messenger RNA, 770 nt
Organism: Varanus komodoensis (Komodo dragon)
Lineage: Eukaryota; Metazoa; Chordata; Lepidosauria; Squamata; Varanidae
Gene: ATP6V0E1
Product: ATPase H+ transporting V0 subunit e1
Exons: 4
Coding region: 55-300 (81 amino acids)
Biological process (GO): proton transmembrane transport
Cellular component (GO): proton-transporting V-type ATPase, V0 domain
Molecular function (GO): proton-transporting ATPase activity, rotational mechanism
Source: RefSeq, a predicted model, not a curated record